AUGACUGGCACCACAAGAACACUAAUUCAGCUGGACUCACUAAGUACAUGCACUAUUGGUCAACCCUGCUUAUGUUCAGCCUUCCUGUCUUCUGGUCUUCAAGUCAAUUGUAGUGCUUUAAACCUCAUGGAGCUGCCUCCUCUGCCCUCAGACACCACAGAGCUCCAUAUGCAGGAUAAUAAACUUACCUCAGUGUCUCUAGGCCAGUUUCACAGACUGGUUAGUCUGAAAAAGGUCUCACUGUCUGGGAACCCCUUCCACUGUGGCUGCAGGAUCCAGUACCCGAGGAACUGGUUGCGGAACAAUGGGACUAUUGUUUUAACAGAGCCCCCCCCCUCUGCCAGUCCAAGCUCUGUGGCUCAGAAAGCCAUUGCUGAACUCAGGGACUACUUUUCUUCCUGUGUCCAGACAAGUUGUACUGAUGGGGCUUACAACACUGUGAUGGGGGUGAUGCUUUGCUGUGUUGUCAUUAUGCUUCUGUGGAGCUUGAGGCUAGCCAGAUAGUCUACCUUCACUCUGUACAUAGAUGAGAGACAUUCAGAAUUUGAGGCUGGCUCUCUGCAUUCAAUGAAACCCAAACACAGGAGGGGAUUGCAUAAUGCACUGUCAGAGGUCAAUGUGGACUCGCAUUCUCUCACAAGUGCGGAGGCUCCUGGAAGGCUGCUUCUAAACAUGGAUUUACUUCCACAAGUAGUGGAUAUGUUGCACAAGAAGCACAAUAUAAAGAUAAAGGCUACCUGA
This is a messenger RNA of Monopterus albus (swamp eel), 741 nucleotides long. RefSeq names its product glycoprotein IX platelet (gene gp9). The record is from RefSeq and is a predicted model, not a curated record. NCBI's taxonomy places the organism in Eukaryota, Metazoa, Chordata, Actinopteri, Synbranchiformes, Synbranchidae.